Aspergillus saccharolyticus JOP 1030-1 is the source of this 1182-nucleotide messenger RNA. RefSeq lists its product as uncharacterized. NCBI's taxonomy places the organism in Eukaryota, Fungi, Ascomycota, Eurotiomycetes, Eurotiales, Aspergillaceae. The transcript has a single exon. The annotation marks the transcript as partial. The record is from RefSeq and is a predicted model, not a curated record.
AUGGCCUCCGCACAUUCGUUUCUGCUGUUCCUGUCGCUCGUUCUGAUCCAGCUGUCUUCAUUCGUUUCGGCUGCGCCCUGGAUCGUCACGGCCUACUAUCAAGAGACCGUCUACACGGAAUCGGGCUACUACACGACUUACACCACCACCUCCAUCGACCAAAUCACCCCCACGGCCACUUCCCUGCCCCCAGCGCUGUCCACCAUCACCUCCGUGGCCACCGAGAACACCUAUGGCUCCUACGACGACGAGGUCGUGACUGUCAUCCAACAGCUGUAUCCCAGCGGAGUGGGAUCCGACUUCUACGACGCCUACUACGACCAGGAAGACGAGGCGGACAGCACCCAGUUCGUCGUCAACCUGACCUACACGGCGCCUACCGGCUGCUCGUCGCAGUGGACCACCACCACCACCGCCGAGAUCUUCCCCCCGGCGCGCGUGCAAAGCCUGCUCCCCCUGACCGCCGUGUCCACCUCGCUGUCCGUCGACAGCAGCCAACCCUUUCAGCCGACCACCUACACCAUCGAUGUGGUUUACGUCGACCCGACGCAGAUCCCCAGCAGCUCCCUCAGCCUGCUGAGCGCCGAAUACCUCCCCACGGGGCUCUACACCGGGGCCGGCUGCACCUACACCGGCUCCGCGAGCGGCGGCUACGACAGCAACGGGUACUACAACGAGUGGGACGACGACGACUACAACUGGUUCACCGACCCCUCGUACUUCGGCGGCCUGUCCCCGCUGGGCCUCACCCUCGCCGUCUCGCUCGGCUGGAUCGGCCUCUUCCUGAUCCUGGGGUUCGUCGAGGCCUGGGUGCGCUUCCGCCGCCUGAUGACCGGCUGGCAGACCCGCCGCGGCCUCCCCGUCUGCUGGUCGCUGCUCGUGCUGCCCUUCACCCUCCUCCUGCUGUGCUGGUUCCGCAAGGGCUACCGCGCGCGCUCACAGGCGGACGGCGAGGUGCUGCAGAAGCGCUGGAAGGCGAUGGGGUUCGGAACGAAGCUCAAGCUGUUUUUCGUCUGGGGGUUCCGCUUCAAAUACCCGCCUAUGCUGGGCCCGGCCCCCGCGCGGGUCAAGACCAGCAAGCAGCCGGAGAGGACCCCCGGUCCACGCCUUCUGGAGCCAAGUCCGGCGUCGAGUCUGGCGCCCCAGUCGCGGCAGGGGUCGACGGCCGAGGCGAGUGGGGGG